AUGCUAUGGAAUCAUCAACAAAAAGUUAAUGUGGGAGAUAUCCCUGUUGUGUGGUUUACUGGGCGCCGUUUGCCAAUGGUCCACCCAGCCAUCACGAUCCUCGACGAAUCCGAUGUUCAAGAAAACACACCAAGGCAACUUAUAUUGACCAAAGGCGAUAACUGUCAAUUCGACGAUAGCUUCUUUUACCCAGUGGGGCAAUCGUACGUCCACCGAGAGGAGAUAAUUGGUUUAGUUCGGGGCCAUGUGCCCUACAUAGGACGACUUUCCUUGCUGUUGAACGAGAAUCCAGCAUUAUACCCAGCAGUGGCCACCUUAAUUGCUGUGGGCCUUGCGGGCUAG
Molecule: messenger RNA, 342 nt
Organism: Penicillium egyptiacum
Lineage: Eukaryota; Fungi; Ascomycota; Eurotiomycetes; Eurotiales; Aspergillaceae
Source: the annotation of a GenBank genome assembly